AUGAUAAAUGAUAAAAUCAAAAAUCUGAUAAUAAAUACAGCAGAAGAACAUAAGCAUUCACUUGGUAGUGAUUUUAGGCUAGUCUUAAAGGAAAUAAAUCAGUUAGAUAAUAUUUCUGUGAAUAGCCGCCUUGAAAAUAACAAAGUUGAAUUUUUUUUUUCACUGAAUAAGGGUAAAGAAAAAUAUAAAGUUUCUAUUUUUGUAAAUAAAGAAGUUUUAAAAAACAAUAAAUCUUGCAUUAAUGAUGAACACACUAAGAAAAUGGUUAAAAUAUCUGUAUUAGCUUUUUGGGAAAUUACGAAUAAAAGGAAGAAAGAACUUUUUGAAUAUUAUACAGAACUUCUAGAAGGGGAAAACACUCCACUAUUUAAGUAUAGCGAAUUUCACGAUGUAAUUUCUUCUAACUGUGAAGAUUUAAGGGAUAAGUUAAUUCCCUCUUGUGACAUAAUAUCGUUUUUUGAUAUCUUCUUACUUUCACUAUUUAGAUUCACUAUACCUCAACUCACUAAACAACUGGACUGGGAUGAAGACAUUCCUCUUAGAAAUUCGCUCAUAGAACAUGUAGCAUCUGAGGAGUGCUUUAAGAGUUUGGAUGAAACCAGUACAGAUAGUGAGUCUGAGGAAGGCGUUGCAAAAAGAAAGGUAACUAGAAGAUACUAA
Messenger RNA from Cryptosporidium ubiquitum, 660 nucleotides. RefSeq lists its product as uncharacterized. Bases 1 to 660 code for a protein of 219 amino acids. The transcript has a single exon. Lineage: Eukaryota; Apicomplexa; Conoidasida; Eucoccidiorida; Cryptosporidiidae. The record is from RefSeq and is a predicted model, not a curated record.